GCUGCGGAAUUCGAUGGUGAUGACGGUAAGCGAGAUGUGAAGUCAGCACGGGUUGCUAUGGUUGGAGGUCAAACGACAUCCAAAUCCAACAAAGCGGUCGUAUGCUUGCCAGAUGUGCCCCAUCCUGAUCUCUCAUGGCUUUGUCCGGAUGAAGAAAUCCUUUCAGCAUGUCCACAGCAUCGAUAUGGAUCUCUUUCGGAAUCUGGGCCAAUUUUGGGCAUAGGAGGAUUUAUUAGUGAAGAAGCUGUUUUUGAUGAUCACUUUUUCGGCAUCCCCAAAUCUGUGGAUUUAUGGCCAGAGGGGUUGGUCAGUUUGGCCGAGUAUCCACUUAUGCGUCCAAUUCUGUUACAUUGUCAUUUAUGGGAUGCAUUUGCGACGUAUAUGUCUUUACCAAUUUCUCAAGUGUGA
Molecule: messenger RNA, 408 nt
Organism: Gongylonema pulchrum
Lineage: Eukaryota; Metazoa; Nematoda; Chromadorea; Rhabditida; Gongylonematidae
Source: the annotation of a GenBank genome assembly